UCGGACAAGCUCUCCUGGCACGAGAGCAAACCAGCUCCCCAUUGCAAUUUUGACGUCAUCAGUUACCAGAGCGGUAAAGCGUUGCACUUGAAUUCGACUUUAGCAGACGAUAGCAGGAACGCCUCUUGCGAGCUAACAUUUGCAAUUUAUCAGAGCGUUGCACUUGAAUUCGCCCCUUAAUAUGAAAUAGCAACUUUAGAAUCGAGAAUGCAAGGGGGUUGAUGAAGAAAACCUUCUUUUGAAAAGGGUCAAUGCAAGAAAAGUGUUGGGAAUUUCUGGUCUAGUCCAUUUUUGAGCAGUUACAUAAUAUUUGAAAAGAUGACUGUUGACGAUUUGCGACCAAGAUGUUUUUUGGAUAUUGAAAUCAAUAGUGUGAAAGCUGGACGUAUUGUUGUUGAAUUGUAUUCUGAUAUAUGCCCUAUAACAUGUGAAAAUUUUAGAGCAUUAUGCACUGGGGAGAAAGGCCUCGGGAAGACAACCAAUAAACCCUUGCAUUACAAGGGAUCUCCAUUUCAUCGUGUUGUCAAGAAUUUUGUGAUACAGGGUGGAGACUUUGUGGCUGGUAAUGGAACUAGUGGGGAAUCUAUUUAUGGAGGCCAAUUUAAAGAUGAAAAUUUCGAACUUCCACAUGAUAAACCAUUUUUAUUGUCCAUGUCAAACAGAGGAAAGGAUUCAAAUGGGUCUCAAUUUUUCAUAACUACUCAGCCUGCUCCUCAUCUAAAUGGGAAGCACACUGUCUUUGGCCAUGUUAUUUCUGGGCAAGAUGUUAUUUCACAGAUUGAGGAAAUCAAUACUGAUCAAAACUGCAGACCCACAAAAGAUGUUAGAAUCGCUAAUUGUGGAGAACUGGUUCUCAAACUUAAACCUAAAGAUAAGAAGAAAAAAAAAGAAUUAGCAUCAGAAUCUUCGGAAUCUGAUUACGAUUCUGAAGAUGAAAGGGAAAGGUCUAAGAAAAAGAAGAAGCAUAAACAUUCUAAGAAACAUAAAAAAGACAAGAAGGAUGUGAAAAAUUAUAAUUCAAAUAUGGAAAAAAAUACUUCAGAUCUAGGAUGUAUGGUUGAUCCUGAUGAAAUUCCAACUAUUCCUGUGAAUAACUUUUUAAUGAGAAGGACAUCACCUAUUGCUGAUAAUACCAGAAGGGAUUCUCGAAUAAGGGAAACAUUUAACUUUCAACGCCGACCUUCAAGGUCCAGAUCUGGAAGAAAAAUAAAAGGGAGAGGUUGCAUGAGAUACCGCACGCCAUCUCCGAGUGGCAGUCGGUCUGGUAGCGAAACACCUCCGCACUGGAAACAAGCGCAGUCUCGUCUACGCAAUAUCAAGGAUGUUCUGCCCAAAAAAGAAGUUACUCCUUCAGAUGAAGAAUCUGAAGAGCCUGAAGAUGGUACAUCAAGAAGUACUUACCUUCAGAGUAGACUUGGAACCGUAAAAGCUAAUGACGAUCCUAAACCAAAGGAUGCACGUCUCAGUAUACAGGAAAACCGUAGAAUUAGGGCUGUAAGUCCUGAAUCUCCAAAAAGAAAUUUAAGAGAUGCAGAUGCUAGAGGUAGACAGUUUCGGCAAGCCUUAAAUGACCUCCAUGCUAGCAGGAAGCUGCAUAAUACUAGCCCUGUACGUGGAGACAAACACCACAGUUCUCCUAUACGAAGUAAAAUAGUUGUAAAAGGUAGCAUUUCAAAGGAUGUUGAAGAAAGGUUAAAUGAAAGAGAUAGCUACAGAAGAGUAAGUGAUAGAAGAAGCCGCAGAGAUUCUACUCCUGAAAGAAAAUCUUAUUCAAACUAUUUAGAAUCAAAUUCACGGAAAAGAAAAUUAUCAGAUUCCCACUCUUUGCAAAGAAAAGAAGAAAAAGAUGUAAGAAAGCACAAACCUGAGCCAAAAUCUGAGAAAGAAAGUUUGAAACAAAAGAAGAGAUUCAAAGAACUGGAAGCAGAUUUAUUCAGGUAUCAAAAACAAAAAUAUGAUUAUGAAAGUGAUGAAGAUGAUACCCAACCACAAAUAAACAUAGAUAAGCAUUUAGAUACGCCAAAUAACAGUGAAAUUGUUAAUGAUGUACCUGAGCAAAAAUCUGAGAAAGAAAUUUUGAAGCAAAAGAAGAUAUUCAAUGCACUGGAAGCAGAUUUGCUCAGGUACCAAAAACAUAAAUAUAACAAUGAAAGUGAUAAAAGUGAUGACACAGAACCACAAGUAAGUGUAGAAAAAAGUGUGAAUUCACAAAAUGUUAACUGUGAAAUUAUUCAUGACGUACCAAGAAAUAAGAAGGAUGCUUCUAGUCAUAUUUUGAAUGAAAAAUCAGGAGAAACAAAAGAAAACAAUAAUUUAGUUUCACAGGAGAUCAUUAAUGGUAAUGAGUGCAAUUUAAAAUUUGUAUUUUUUUCACCGAAAUCCCCAUCUCCAACAUAUGCCACAACAUAUUUAUCAAAAUCUAAAUCUGUGGCAGAAAAUUCUCAGUUUGAUCUGGCUGAGAGUGAAGAACGUAAAUCUGUGGAACGUACUACUGAAUUAACUAAUUCACUUUGUCCUCAGAAUAUGGAAUCUCUUAGCAGCACAAAUGACAAUAACAAAGCUGAGGAAGGUACCAUGUCAGAAGAAAAGCCAUUUGAAAAUAAUAUAUCCAGUGUUUCUCAUGAAAGUUCAUCUCAGUCUGUCAUUCCUAGUAAAUCAAAUGAAGAAAAAGGUGAAAUUCAAAAGUAUGAAACUUUUAAAGUUAAUCAGUUGGAUACAGUGUUAAAUGAAACAAAUUCUGAGUCUCCACUAAUACAGAAAGCUACUGAAACUACGAAAAACAUCGCUGAACCAGUUCCUACCGUUUUUCAUCCAUCUCCUUUUGAAUACCGGCUUCCAGAUAUUAUUCCGUUGCCAGAGGAAAGUAAGUUUCAGGCUGAAAUUUCCAAUGCUGCCACUGAUACUUCUGCAGAGAAAACAGAGAACAUGACAGCUGAAGUUUUUGACAGUGAAAGUAGUCGACAUUUUUCUUCUGAAAAAAAUUUAAAGAAGAAUAAAAGCCCCGUGCAUGAGGAUGUGUCUAAAGAAGAUGCUACAGCUCUGAAACUACCUGCACCAACAAGUGAGUAUUCAUCAUCUCCUGAAAGAAAUGAAACCAGCAGUGCUGCUUUAGAAAUAGUUGAGAAAAAGGCUUCAACACCUUUACGUCAGUCCUCCUCAAGAAGAACAAAAAGUCGAAGCCCCAGAAAUAAAUCUACUUCUUCACAAAGUCGGAAACGGUCUUCUCGUAGCAGUUCAAAAUCUUCUGGCAUCCACUCUACAAAAAAGAAAAGAAUGUCCAAAUCUCCAGAACGACGAGAAGGAGCUUCUAGAAGAACAAGAUCAUCUACAGAACGGAAAUCAAAAUCUCCAUCCCAUAGGACACGAUCCGUUUCGCGACGACGAAGGUCGUCAGCACUUUGUCGUUCUAAAUCUCGUUCAAGGUCAAAGUCAGGUAGGCGAUCAUCAUCCCCUAGAAGUAGAACACGACGUCGUUACAGUAGGUCUCCUGAUGUUCGUGCUCGGAGGUCCAGAUCGCGUAAUUGGAAUGACAGAGGUUCACGGUUUUACCGGUACUCAGGCAUGAGAAAUCGCAGCCCUGAUCGGAGAGGGUCUUAUACUAGACGCUACACUAAAAGUCCUAGCUAUAGGGGAAGAGCAAGAGGGAGGAGUGCACCUCGUCAUUCUCGCAGUCGUUCACGUUCUUUGGCCAGAAGACGACGUCGAACUAGACAUUCUAGCAGCAGCUCUGCUAGUAGUUCAAGUAGGAACUCUUCAAGUUCAGGAAGUGAGGGAGCAAAGAAAAGGGGUGCCAGAAGAGGAAUCAAAGGGAGAAGCAAAAGAUCAUCAUCAUCAAGUAGUAGCUCCAGAUCGAAGAGGUCUAAUUCUCGUUCGGAUAGUGCUUCAACCUGAACGUAGCCACGUAAAUAAAUGAGCUGAAAAAAAGAAAUCAAUUUCUCUUCACUUGUGAAUUGUCAUUUCAUAAAAUAACAAUAUCACCUUUUUCCGAUGUCAUGCAAAACAUUUUGGUCAUUUAUACUGCCAGUUUUUACCUUGAAACUUACUUGAUUCAGAACACAUUUAUUUUACAGUCUCAUAGUGUCAUGUAACACAAGAGUAUCUGCAAUUUUUCAUUUGAUUAGUAUGGUUUAAUUAUGCUAAAAUGCAGUUUUUUUUUUUUUAAAUAGUGUUUGUAAAUUAAUUUAUAUAACUCAUGUACAACAAUGUUAUGACUGCUGCACUUGUUGCUUCAGUUUGCACUUAAAAGUGUAUUGCAACCAAAAUGCUCAAAAGAAAAAAGUUAUUAAAUUUCAAUCCAUAUAUAACUAUUGUAACAGUUACGUAAUUACUCUGUGUUUCAAGAUUUCAAAUUAAAAUGCACAAACUGCAAUAUCUAAAUUCUAUUCCUUUUUUUUUUUUUUUCUGAAUAUUAGAGUUAAAAUUUCUGAUUAUUUUAACUGUUAGUACUGGUUUUUUUUUUUUUUUUUAUUUUUUUUUUUUCUUGUUCUUUCAAACUACCAUCUUUACCUGCAUAGUCCCCCUCUAAUUUUUAUAUGAUUUAGAAGCUUCUAAUUCCUGAUAAUAAUAUUAAAAUAUGGACUAAUAGCAAAGUACAUUGUGUAUGAAGAAAAUGGGACAUGCCAGUAAAUGUGGUAUUAGCAUUUUUUAGAAGUGUUCUUUUCAGCUGCUUCAAUUUUAAAAAUAUAUUAAUUCAAAAACUAAAUUCAGCAAAUCCUCCAAAAACGUUGCGGUGCAAUUGUCUUCAGUGAACAUGCAUCUGACGUGAAACUGAAUAUAAGUAGCAGGUAUCCUAAUUUUUCAUCAUUUGAAGUAAUUAUUGAAUGCGAAUACAGUUAUAAUAAAAUACCAAAACUGUCUUCUGUAAGAAAAUGGUAUUUUUGUCUAGAACCCAGCCUUAAAAAUAAUGAUUUUGCUUCUUUUGUUAUUUAUUUGCAUUGAAUUGUUAUAGAUAAUAUAAAUACCAUUUUACUUGUAUUUAUAAUUAUGAUUGAUAUAAAUGUUGGGAAAAGGUUCAUACUAAAAAAUCAGUUAUUUUUCUGUCGUAGAAUCUUAUUAUUCUGAUUAAUAAUUUCAAUGCAUUUAACUAAUACAUUUCUUUGAUGCAAUCCAAUACUAGUAUUUUUAAAAGACAGUGGGAAAUUUAUCAACAUGCAGUACUAUGUCUGACUGCUGUAUUAAAAUGGGAAUAAAAAAUUUUUAAUCUGUUAAAGUGAGAUCAAAUAGGAUAUCAUGUAUGUUGAAAUUCUAUAAAUAUUUUCAUUAUUUUCAACUUACUCAAUAAGAGUAUUUGGUUUUGUCAGAUUUUUAAUGACUAAAUAUGCUACUUGAUGGACUAAAGGUUUAAAUGUGCUGUGGUAUGAAGUUACCUUAAGUGUUUAUGAUGUAAAGAAUAAUAAAAAAGUUUAAAUAUGUC
This is a messenger RNA of Stegodyphus dumicola, 5413 nucleotides long. RefSeq lists its product as uncharacterized. The record is from RefSeq and is a predicted model, not a curated record. Gene Ontology annotation, biological process: protein peptidyl-prolyl isomerization; protein folding. Gene Ontology annotation, cellular component: cytoplasm; mitochondrion. Lineage: Eukaryota; Metazoa; Arthropoda; Arachnida; Araneae; Eresidae. Gene Ontology annotation, molecular function: peptidyl-prolyl cis-trans isomerase activity; cyclosporin A binding.